Molecule: messenger RNA, 2291 nt
Organism: Colletotrichum navitas
Lineage: Eukaryota; Fungi; Ascomycota; Sordariomycetes; Glomerellales; Glomerellaceae
Product: F-box domain-containing protein
Exons: 3
Coding region: 133-2022 (629 amino acids)
Molecular function (GO): protein binding
Source: RefSeq, a predicted model, not a curated record
ACCGUUUGUCACGUGUGCAGAUAUGCAGAUGUAGACCCAACGCGACUUCGCGACUUCUUGAUGUCCAGUCUUCAUCAUCUGAUUUCCUAAUCGUGUCUCCAGCCAUUCGCGGCUCACGAUUCCGCCUACACGAUGACGUCGUCCGACGGGGGCCGAACAGCCAAGGAAAGAAGACAAAGCAGCCCAGAUGUAAACGAGCACCUCAUCGCCGAGUGUUACUCACAGCUAACCAACGACGAUGGAUCACCCGAUAUUUCCUUGAGACAAGCUAACCUGCGAAAUCUUGUCGAAUCCAUUUCACCAUGGGAACUGCUAUACCUGAGAUCCUUGAUUCGGAAGACGGCCAUCAAGUUUGCAGAUCUACCCGGCCUUCCCGAAGAGAUAGUCGCCACAAUAUCCGCCAGCCUUGAUUAUCAAGAUGUCCUCAACUGCACAAACGUCUCCAAAGGAUGGCGCAGGGCGUGGACGGCCGACAUGGUUGCCAGCGACGUUGCACGAGCCCACUUUGCCGGUCUUGUUGAGUCGCAUCCCGACAUAUCGCCCUGGUCACUGCUCCAGCCCCUUGCCGCAAAGGCCGCUGCUCGUAGACAAGGAAAAUACAUAUCGUCUCUCCAUAUCGACACGUCGGGCUCUUCCCUGCUUGACUGCACUGCACUGAAACUUGACGAUCGUGCUCUUGAACAUGCCAAGUACAAGGCCGCUCCAGCAGGGCCUGUUGCUCCUUAUAGUUACGCUUACUGCGAUGGGAAGAUUGCAUGGCAAUGGGACCCUUAUAGCUUCUUCAUUGACGACAUCCGCAGAAUGACCAGGACUCUGGUGUCACCCCCAGAUCUAGUCGUUAGGGGCGAAAAAGACUUCGUCGUGUCAGCGCUGUCGAACAAGCUCCUGGUUCUUGCCAACGCUAGAACAGAAAGAUCACUGAUUGUUUACCACCUCGAGAAGAAUCAGUACCGGCGGGUUGUCCUCCCAUCCCGCAUGUACAGGGUCAAGGACGGGAUUCAUCUCCACAAAGAGACUUUGAUAGUUGCUUUCAGAGACGAUGUAAAAGACCAUGUCUGGCGUUGGGAACGCGGCCUCAUCGAACUCAAGAUGCCCGAUAUGCGCAAAACCCCACUAUACGCCGCCUUGGACCAUGCAACGCUAGAUGGGUCCCGCAAGAUGCUCUUGGUUUGCCAUCCGACCAAAAGCAGCGUUUUCUACCUCGUGCAUGGCUUCCUCGUGAAGACUUCUCAGUCGUAUAUACGAGCCUACGAGCGUGCUGAACCUCAAAGGCUCGUCAUCGUCGUUCAAAAGUUCAAUGACACAAAGCACGUACAGACACUCAGCUACGAAACUAGUCUGAUCACCCGAUCUGAACUUGAUCACCCAGUUCAUUGCCAGCCGGUAAAUGCUUAUGGACUUUGCAGCCUUGGCGUAUAUUUCGAGGACCCUCCUUACGACAUCCUCGACUCCGGGGCCCCUUGUGCAAAGUCUGCACAAACACCACCAAACAUGAUUCUUAGUCGAAUCAACUUCAACACCAUCAACGAGACAUUCUCAUGCACUACUCAGGAGCUCAAAGGCAUGCGCCGGCCACUUUGGGAUAAUCCGUCAGGCUUGUUGCCUGAGCGUGAGGGUGGUGUCGUUUGGAACGAUGUCAUAUACUACAUACAAAACCAUACCACCAUGGAGGCAACCGGUACGCCCUGGUUUUGGAAGACCGGAGUCGAAAUGUCCGGCGUCAGAUCACUCUGCAUCGCCGACAAAUCAUCAACACAGGUCAUCAACGAAGAUUCGCCUUGGUUUACCGAGGAGGAGGAUACCUCAUAUUUGCUAUCGGACGGUUGCCGAGGUAUUGCAGUGGACGAUGAUUUCUUGGUUGCAAUCUCCAAAAACGGGUAUGUUGUGUGGAAUCAUGGAGACUUUGGACUGAGAGAAAAGCCCUGGGUACGCAAUCAUGGAUCUGCGUGGCGGUUACGACUUACGACUCAGGACACGGGUUGCCCCGUUCAAGGCUGCCUUGUACCGGUAUGCCGCCACUAGAUCGAUGAUAUGGUGGAACUCAUGACUACAAGUAAGACACCAACUCACAGGCGAGGCAGCCCCGAGCAGCCUGGACUGUCCCCUGAAUUGCCUUCGUCAAAUCAAGACUGCAUAAAGGCGGUGCGUGGAAUGGAUAAAAAGCCGCGAUCCUCUGAGGGUCGAGGUAACAAGCUUGCCGAGGAUCUCGCAGCUGGCGCCAGCCGGUGAUCUGCCAAGACCCAUAAGCUAAAGAUUGGUACGGAUAGUCAAUACAUGAUUCUCUCUUCCUC